AUGUCCUCCCCUACAAAUGCAACCGCACACGCAAUGCGUGUCUUCCCUGUAACUUUGGACGCCCCAGGAAGUGCGGGCAACCCCACAACAGUAUUCCUGAAUGCGGGGCGGUUGACUUCCGUUGAAAUGCAACAGCUUGCGCAAGCUUGCAAACAUGAGUGCGGGUUCGUUGUGGCAGGUCCUGUAUUAGCAGGUAAUGCCGAUCCACCUCGCUACAAUGUGUCAAUCAAGUUCUGGGUUCCUGGCCACGAGAUGGAAAUGUGUGGGCAUGCAACUAUAGGUGCUCUUUGGCUCAUGGAUCGGCUCGGCAUGUUCGCCAACGCCCCCAACGUGUCCGUGUCAACCAAAGCCGGCACCUACGAGGCGCUGCUGCUACCGGAGAUCGACAAGGGUAGCGAUGGUUCAAUGGUGCGAAAGCACAUUUGCAUCUCACAACCCAGAGGGACAGCCAAAUUCUUGUCACAGGAUGCAUGCCAGCUCAUUGCAGAAGCACUCGACAUUUCAACAGAUAAAAUGGCUGACCUCGAAGGAGUGCAAAACGCAAUAACUUCUCGAACAAAGACUUUGGUUCCGUUGAAGGAUGUUGAAACGUUGAACAGUCUGCAACCCAGUCAAGAUUCAGUCCGGCAUGUCUGCGAAACCAUUGGCUCUACCGGCUUAUAUCCGUAUGCCAUGGUCGGCGAUACCACCUUCAGUGCACGCCAAUUCCCCAAAUCGUCCGGGUACCUGGAAGAUCCUGCGACCGGAAUUGCAGCAACAGCUCUCGUCUGCGGGCUUUUGAGGAGAGAGGUUAUACCAAUAGGGACCACAGAGCCUAUUAUCGUGAUGCAGGGCUGGGCUAUGGGUUGUCCAUCCGAAAUAAGAGUGAAACUUAGGAGGGCAUCUUCCGGCGACGUUGUUGGAUAUUGGUUGACUGGAAAUGUGGUAGAUAUGCAGGUGGACGAACCUGUGUUGAGUAUGUUGAACCGAAUUACUAGGUAG
Messenger RNA from Penicillium chermesinum, 981 nucleotides. RefSeq names its product PhzF family phenazine biosynthesis protein. Gene Ontology annotation, biological process: biosynthetic process. Bases 1 to 981 code for a protein of 326 amino acids. The transcript has a single exon. Gene Ontology annotation, molecular function: isomerase activity. Lineage: Eukaryota; Fungi; Ascomycota; Eurotiomycetes; Eurotiales; Aspergillaceae. Gene Ontology annotation, cellular component: cytoplasm. The record is from RefSeq and is a predicted model, not a curated record.